UUAUCUGGAUAAAGGCCGGCCAAUGCACAUAGAAAAAAAGUCUAGAAAAUUUAAAAUUAGUAGAUAUCCGGUUUUUGAUAGAAGGUCGAGUCUCCCAGUAAAUGGAGAAUAAUUGAGAAGCUAGAUGAUACUUUAGAUAGUAAUUGAGGAGAUUGUUUUGUAAUGAAAAACUUUGGUAACUUUCCCCGACCUCACUUCCACGACCAAUAAAUACAGUUCCCAAAUACAAGUUCCAUCUGUUACUAUAAAAUGAUUCUAAAAAUUAUUAAAGAUUAUCAAAUGAUCUUCAAAAAUUCGAUGAUAUUGAUGCAUUCCUAAAAAGUUUUCGUUCAAUGAAUAUCGAAUUAAACAGAAUACAUACAAGAAUUGAAAUUUUGGAAAAAUAUGGAGAGGAAAUUAAAAACAUUUACAAAUUUAAUGAACAAAUACAAAAUAAUUUUAAAUUAAUGUUAGAGGAAUUAAAGGAAGAAAUAAAUAAAAGAUUCAGAAUUGCUGAUAAAACAAUUCAAGGAAAUUCAAUUCGUUUGGAUAAUUUUGAACAAAUAGCUGAAGAAAUGAGAAGGUUAAAGAGAAAAGAACCAACAAUGCUAGAAUUGCAAAAAUUUGAAGAAAAAUGGAAACAAAAUAAUGAGGAUAUAAUAACGAAACUGAGAUUAUUAGAGAAUGCUUUACAUAAUAGAACAGAAAGAAUUCUUAGAUUAGAAUCAUUUAAUGCCGAUAUAAAUAAUUUUGGAGAAAAUUCAAAACGGUUAAGACAAUUUGAAAAGGAAUGGCGAUUAUUGGGAGGGAUUGAGGAAUUAAAUAAAAAAUUAAAAAAUAUUGAAUUAAAUACAAAAACAAUUAAUCUGCACGAAAAGGAAAUACAAAAAUUUAAAUUAGACAUUAUUCGACUUUCAAAUGAAAAUAAUACGAGAAUUGCGGGUAGGUUGAUUCAGAGUAAAGUUUAUUGGUAUAAUAUGUACAUAUGUACAUAUUUCCUUCUAUCAGUGAUACACAAAAUUUUAUAUGUUUGUUAUUAUUCGAAAGAUCUCGAGAUGAAGAACUUAUUCAUCUUUUUGAUCAUGAACCAGGGAUUGGCAGGGUGGGAAUAAAAAUCGGGUCGGGUUUACAAAAUUUUCCUCAGAUCGGGUAUCGGGUUUGUUUUAGAAAAGUCUGGGAUUCGGGUUUCAGAUAAACUGUAGAUAAAAGUAGAGAUACCCAAUAAAGUAGAGAUACUCAAUAAAAGUAGAGAUACCCACAUAACACAAAAUAUGAGAAUUUUUAAGAAAGG
This is a messenger RNA of Meloidogyne enterolobii, 1270 nucleotides long. The record is from the annotation of a GenBank genome assembly. NCBI's taxonomy places the organism in Eukaryota, Metazoa, Nematoda, Chromadorea, Rhabditida, Meloidogynidae.